Penicillium digitatum Pd1 is the source of this 1932-nucleotide messenger RNA. Its product is annotated as mediator of RNA polymerase II transcription subunit 17. Gene Ontology annotation, cellular component: mediator complex; core mediator complex. The record is from RefSeq and is a predicted model, not a curated record. Gene Ontology annotation, molecular function: transcription coregulator activity. NCBI's taxonomy places the organism in Eukaryota, Fungi, Ascomycota, Eurotiomycetes, Eurotiales, Aspergillaceae. Gene Ontology annotation, biological process: regulation of transcription by RNA polymerase II.
AUGGCUGACUCGUUCACCUUGCCUUUGCGCCCCAUCCCCGAGAAACGUGAUCGUCCGGACACCUUGCCCGUGGAGAUCGCGCAAAUCAACAAUCAGUGGGGCUCUUUUCGCGAAGUGAAUGAAGAUCUUCUUCGAAACAAGAUCCUCGAGGAGGAAGAAAAAGAUGGCCUGAAUGAGGUAGACGAGAGUGACCAAGAUGCGACCGAUCUUGACUCGACGGAGCGUUUGGAACAACUGUACAAGCGGCGUGCUGAGAUCACCCAGUUCGCCAUGCAAGCUCACAUGGAGACCAUGUUCGCCCUCGACUUCGUCUCCCUUUUGCUCUCCAAGCAGGCCCCGCGUCAGGCGGAAACCUCCAUGUCGGCCUUCCUCAAACAAGUCGCACCUCUGGGUUCGCUCAAUUCCGAAGUCGUGAACCCCCCUCCGAAGCCGGAAUCUACAACCAAAGAUGUAUCAGCAGUGUCAAGAGGCUGGCGAAUCCAAAAUUUCAACGCAGCCGCAAACAAGCUUCUACAGGCCGCAUUCAGACUUGAAACCGAAGUCGCGUCGGAGACUCGAUAUUGGAAUGAGGUGCUGGCUGUGAAGGACAGAGGAUGGAAACUUUCCCGUCUCCCACGCGAAAAGCAAGCGCUAGGCGUGCAAUAUGGGUUCCUUGAAGCUACGCCGGUUUUUCGCGACCGUGGUCUUGCUUCCUUAAGCCGAGCUGAGGAUGGAGCGUUAAUAUUGGAUGAAGGCUUGAUCCCCCCUAAAACCCGUUUUGUCAGGGUACAAGUGAUACAGGAUGGUCGGCUCUCGGGAAUCUCUAAACCGACCCGUUCCACCUUCAACAGUGAUGGAUUGAUUGAGAAUCGUAUUCUGCAAGCGCGUGAUACUGUCUAUGAAGAGGAGCUAUUCCAUGAGCUUGUCCGAGAAGCCCGGGCGAUCGCGAGCUUUGGCGUUACAACGCGUCAGAAUCUCAUUCAAAUUCCUGCUUCCGAUGACAUCGAGAUUUUACUGGACUUGGUUGACACUGAUGAAGACGCCUCAGAACACGAACAUGAUAUUUCACAGCAAGGAACUUCUCUUGCAGAGGGCUUGGCACAUACGAUCCGGAUACUUUUGGCGUAUGCCCAUCGUCAAAACUUGCGCCGUCGGACUUUACUUCCGCCGCCUUUGACCCCGAAAAUGCGAUCUGUUCCUGAGCACCACCUUAUUCGGCCAGCCCUGGCUUACAUCAAGCACAUGUCCCAUGUACGCUGGCUUCAGUCAUUUCUGAACGACCUUUUUGGUGUUUUGCAAUCGGCAGAUUUGAAACCUCCAGCGUACACCUCAAGGGUCUUUUCGACAGGGAGACGGAGACAGACCUCUUCUGCUCCAGCAGUGGAGACUCUCGUUGGGCAGUUCCUUACCCCCUUACUGUCUACAUUCAAUGGGAAAAUUUUGACACCUCGGGGCUCUUUCUCAAUCGCUAUUCACACCAACCUUUCCUCACCACCAUUCGGCACCACCUUUGAUGUGUCAUUCAACAUGCCCAAGUACCAGGACCUUGAGUCCCCUGGUAAACUUCAUCACAGGGAAGAAGUGGAAGCCGCCAUCACCCAUCUCUUGAUGCUUGAUGUUGUUUUCACUAUCUCAUCCAACAACAGUUUAUCUAAUUCUGAGUCUGACAAGGACAAAGCGAAUGGCACCUGGGAAGCAAUUUACCCCGAACAUGGUGAACUUCUGAUCCCUUCCAAAUCAGAAAAACGAAAGAAGAUGAAGAUUGCUCUGUCUCGUCAUGAAUUGUCUCUCGAGAUCUACACCGUGCGCUGUAUCGACGGAACCGGGCGUGGGAAUUGGGAAAAGCCUUCUCACCAUUCAAUGUCGCAUACUUGGAAACAAUCUUCUAUCGCUGAAUCGUUCAAGCAGUUUUCUUUGAUGGAUUAUGUGUCCACCCAGGUACCACGAUCGUGA